CGCCAUGAACCGCGGCGGGGCGGCGGCGGCGCCCGCCUUCCCCGGGCCCGUGCAGUUCCCCGGCAGCACCACGGUGCUGGUGGAGCUGACGCCCGACAUCCACAUCUGCGGCAUCUGCAAGCAGCAGUUCAACAACCUGGACUCCUUCGUGGGGCACAAGCAGAGCGGCUGCCAGCUCACCAGUGCCGCAGCCGGCGCCACCAGCACCGUCCAGUUCGUGUCCGAGGAGACCGUGCCAAGCACGCAGGCUCAGAGCACAAGCAGGACCAUCGCCUCCGAGACACAAACCAUCACAGUUUCUGCCCCAGAGUUUGUUUUUGAGCAUGGCUACCAAACCUACCUGCCCAGCGAGAGCACGGAGCCUCCAGCUGCUGCCGUCGUCUCUACACCACCAAAAGCAAGGUCCAAGAAAUCCUCAUCCUCGCUGCCUCUGAAGAAACUCAGCUGCCUGUACCCAGGCUGCCAGUUCAAGACUUCCUAUGGAAUGAAGGAUUUGGAGCGUCAUCGGCGAACACACACAGGAGACAAGCCCCACAAGUGCGAGGUGUGUGGCAAGUGCUUCAGCCGCAAGGACAAGCUGAAGAUGCACAUGCGCUCGCACACGGGCGUGAAGCCCUACAAGUGCAAGCACUGCGAGUACGCGGCGGCCGACAGCAGCAGCCUCAACAAGCACCAGCGCAUCCACUCCAACGAGCGCCCCUUCAAGUGCCAGAUCUGCCCCUACGCCAGCCGCAACUCCAGCCAGCUCACCGUGCACCUGCGCUCGCACACAGGAGACGCCCCUUUCCAGUGCCAGAUGUGCCCCGCCAAGUUCAAGAUCAACUCGGACCUGAAGCGGCACCUGCGGGUGCACUCGGGGGAGAAGCCCUACAAGUGCGAGUUCUGCGAGGUGCGCUGCGCCAUGAAGGGCAACCUGAAAUCCCACGUGCGCAUCAAGCACGGCACGGAGAACACCCUCAAGUGCCCCGAGUGCGACUUCCAGUGCGGCAACAAGACCAGCCUGCGGCACCACAUCCGCGGCCACCAGCCCGAGCAGCCCGUGAAGUGCUCCGAGUGCAGCUACUCGUGCUCCAGCAAGGCGGCCCUCAAGGUGCACGAGCGCAUCCACGGCAAGGAGCGGCCCUUCAAGUGCGAGUUCUGCAGCUUCGACACCAAGCAGCGCAGCAACCUCACCACCCACGUCCGCAAGGCGCACGGCGACAAGGCCAAGGGCAAGAAGUCGGACGGGAAGGAAGGAGAGAGGCCGAGGCAGGGCGGCUCCAGGCAAGUCGCCAGGCUGGACGCCAAGAAGGCCUUCAAGUGCGACCUGUGCGAGGCGUCCUUCGUGCGGGAGGAUUCCCUGCGCAGCCACAAGAAGCAGCACAGCCUGUACGGCGGCUCCAAGAGCGGCGAGCUGGCCGUGCUGCAGCUCCAGAUGGACGCCGGCCGCCAGCCCGGCGCUCCCGUCGCCGUCGGCCACCUCCAGGUGCCGCUUCAGGCCGCUCCGGCGGCGUCGCCCUACAGCGAGGGGAGAGUCAAGAUCAUCGUGGGCCACCAGGUGCCUCAGGCCUCGGUGAACGUGGUGCCGCCCGCCCUGCUGGGCGCGGGGCAGGAGGAGGUGCUGGGCGCCGGCCGGCUGCAGCUGCUGGGCCAGGUGAGCGUGCUGGCCCCGGCGCCGGCCGCGGGGGCCGCGGGGGACGCGGGGGACGCGGGGCCAGAGCCGGCCGUGCUGCUGAGCGCCCCGGAGCAGGGCGAGGGCGGCGCCCUGCACCAGGCCCUGCUCCCCGGGGCCGGCCCCGGCCACGAGCCGCCCGCCGGCCAGGCCUUCAUCGCCGGCUCCGGCAUCAGCUGCUCCGACCUGGAGGGGCUCAACGCCCUCAUCCAGGAGGGAGCCGCCGAGGUGACGGUGGUCAGCGACGGCGGCCAGAGCAUCACCGUGUCCGCGGCCGCUCCUCCUCCUCCCAUCUUCUCGUCCUCCUCGCACGCCGAGGGCCCCAAGCAGAGCUAUUCCAUCAUCCAGAGCGGGGCUCACGCGGCCCUGCUGUGUCCCGCUGACUCCAUCCCCGAUUAGGCACCGGGACGGUGCUGAGCCCGGCAGGAGGGCACGGGGCACCACUGAACGCAGGAUUUGUCCUCCAGAGCCAAAUACCUUCCGCUUCCACGCUGUAUUUGUGCACCGAAGCAUCUCGUGUGUGAGGAGGAGGAUGUGUUUGUAUUUCUGUGUCUCUGCUGCAUCAGAGGCCCUGAUCCUUGUAAAACAGAAGCAGCUGUUGCCGGUGUCCCCAAGCGGUGACAUCCCCCCGGCAUGGCUCUUGAACUGUGCUGCCUGAGAGAAGGAACCCUCGCCCCGUGCUGAAUUACCUCCAGAGCAGCCCUGUUGUUGGAUGCACGCACAAAAAGACAAUAACCUGAGCCGUUCUGGGGUUUGUUUCACUGAGGUCUCUCAGUUCUGAGCUCUGUCUGCAUUCACUGCUCCUGGCUGAGCUCCAAGGAGCCCCCAGUGCUGGCUCUGCUCCAGCCCAGGUGAGGUUUGAGGCGCUGCUCCUCAGUACCUGCAGAAAUUGGUAGCACCUGGCACUUGAAAUGCUUGUGCAGAGACCUGGUGAUUGUUUUCAGAAAGCAAAAGAAUGUUAUCCCUGUCUCAGUAGUGACUAACUUUGUUAGAACAACACAAAUCAUCUCUGGCACGGUGGUGGCUGUCAGAGGUGCCUGUGAUUGAAAGAGAAAAACAACUGGAAAUAUAUUUUUUACAAACACUGCUUACCUUUUGUUUUUAUUUUGAUGCUGCCUGCUGGGAGUUGCAUGGGUGGUAAAGGUGCAUUACGGUUUGGGUCUUCAUUUAAAGGAAAAGAUUGAAUUUAAUUUAAAAUUUAAAAAAAAAUCUUCUUAUCCAAGGUCUGUCACUACAGCAGAAAUUCAGGUUGGAUCA
Hirundo rustica (Barn swallow) is the source of this 2908-nucleotide messenger RNA. RefSeq names its product ZFP64 zinc finger protein (gene ZFP64). The transcript is spliced from 6 exons. Gene Ontology annotation, molecular function: RNA polymerase II cis-regulatory region sequence-specific DNA binding; DNA-binding transcription factor activity, RNA polymerase II-specific. Gene Ontology annotation, biological process: regulation of DNA-templated transcription. The record is from RefSeq and is a predicted model, not a curated record. Lineage: Eukaryota; Metazoa; Chordata; Aves; Passeriformes; Hirundinidae. The coding region runs from base 5 to 2050 and encodes 681 amino acids.